AUGCUUUCACAGUUGGUUGAGGCUUUCCAGCGGCUCGUAAGUCAAUUAAAAAGUCAAUUUGUGUGGGUUCGCUGCUGGUUGCCAUUACCACGGCACUUCUACGGUUUCCCGCGGGAAACUGAGUCACGGACACGGUUGCGUCUGCGGGUGAGGGAACGACUGCGGAGGAAUCCCGAAGAACGGGCCAGUCACCAGCGGAAUCGGCGGACACUGCGCCGCCAUCUGGUCAUGGACUACAUCUUCGAGUGCUUCUUCGAUGACACCUUUGAGCAGAUCUCCAGGAACGGGCUGCAGGAUCGCCAGUCCCGACGAGAUGUCUUGGACCACCUCAGCUCCAUAAUUAAGGGCUGCAGCGAGGGACAGAACUCCCAAACGGAGGAAGUGGCUGCCAUCGCAGUGACAGCAGCCAUGAGAUUCCAUCGAAUGGCCAAGGAACAGAACGGAAAGGUUUGCCUCAUGGGCAAGUAUCACAACAUCCUGUACAUCGGCCUGCGAACCUGCUGGGACUGGGGAGUUCGGGACUCGGAGGUGGUCGUUCAGCUGCUGGUGGCCAUUUAUGAGUGCGAGAAGACUUAUGAACGGAUCUUCCUGGGCGCCCUGUUUGGGCCACAUGCUCCGCACUUCAUCGCCGGUUGGCGCAGUGACUUCCAGGACCAGCACGAGAAUGUCCGGGCGAUGGUUUACUUUCUGAAGCACGCCACACGCCAACGGCUCACAUUGCCCGUCUGGAUUCCGCGCUUCGAACAGGAGCGGCAGCUCAGAUUUAUUGAUGUUCCUAUCGAGUCCUGCGGCAAGUCCUCGCCCCUUCGCAUCGCCCUGCAGGCAAACGCUCCUGAACUGCUGCUCAUACUGCUGAGAUACGGUGCCGCACCACAGCCGCCGGACGGAGGCGCCUCCGUAAUUAUCGCACUGCUCGACAAACUCAUCGAGGAUGGCCGCAAUUACAGUUUCGAACUGGUGAUGUGCCUCAAGAUACUCCUACGCAAUGUGGCCAUGAUUGAAAUGCCCUUUAAGCCCCUUUUGUAUGCUUCCCGAAGAGAAAUGUUCUUCGAUCGCUAUGGCCGCCUGUUGAUGGACAAGAUUAUUGGCAAGGAUCAGGUCUACGGAGUGCCCAGCCUUCGACAUUUAUGCCGCUGCUGCAUUCGCGAUGUCCUGCGGGAGCACAACCAACUGCCGAAUGGCAUCGACACGCUGAGGCUGCCGAAGCGCCUGCAACGCUACAUCGAUCUCACCGAGGAACUUGAAGGUCCCGAGGCCCAGACGGAGGAAAAGGAUCAGAGCCGGGGGAAAGCCGUGCCCAAAUGCAAACUGGGAAGUGAGGUGCCCCGCCUGGAGACCAUCAGCAGUGCGGGAGAAAGUGAGGACGAGAGUGAGAAUCAUGUGCAGCUCCUGCAGGCUGUCACGGAUCCGGAAAAAGCGGCUCUGGCGGCAUUCGUGGCCACUGGCGACGGUGCCUAUACGGAGGAGGCCAAAAAGGCAGCGGUGGCGGCAUACGUGGCUGCCUGUCCUCCCGAUUUCGAUCCCGAUUUUCCACCAAUUUCCCUGCCCGGGGAACCCAGAUAGCCAAAUACAUAGGACUAGCACUCACCGAUAGGUUUCCUCGCUGACAUUGAUGCGGCCCGGAACGCCCGUGGUCUCCGUCCGGCUGGUGAGAUUGACCGUAUUUCCAAAUAGACAGUAGCGCGGCACCCGGUUGCCAAUCACUCCGGUCACCACUUCGCCGGAAUGGAUGCCUAUGGUGAUUUGCUGAAAAGAAGGACCAAACAAGAAUUUAUAAUCUUAGGAUUUGUAAGGGAAUUUAUCUAGAAAAUAAACAGCCGUGGCUAAAUUUAUGAUCUGAA
Molecule: messenger RNA, 1841 nt
Organism: Drosophila eugracilis
Lineage: Eukaryota; Metazoa; Arthropoda; Insecta; Diptera; Drosophilidae
Gene: stops
Exons: 8
Coding region: 1-1563 (520 amino acids)
Biological process (GO): intracellular signal transduction
Source: RefSeq, a predicted model, not a curated record